AUGGAUAUUGGAGAUAGAAGUUGGAUGUAUCUUUCAAGAUCUGCAGAUGAGUAUGAAAAUAGAGUCAAAGAUUUUCUCAAUAAGGCAUUUGAGCGAGCUUCUCUAGGAAAUGAAAUAUUAUGCCCAUGCAGAUUGUGCUUUAAUCGCUAUUGGCAUUAUCGAGAUGUGGUGGAGGAUCACUUAUUUGGUCAUGGAUUUGCUCCUAAUUACACUCAAUGGGUUUUCCAUGAAGAAGGAAUUUCAUCAACAAAUAUUCCACAUCCAAGUCAUAAAGGGCAUGAAGGAAGGAAUGAAGGGCAUGGAGGAGUAAGACAGGGACUAUCUGAAGAUGUUAAGCGUUUUUUUAAAUUACUGGAGGAAGUAAAACAAGAUUUAUAUACGGGGUGUAAGAGUUUUUCUAAGCUGAGUUUCACCAUCCGAAUGUACUUGUUUAAAUGCAUUCACAGGAUGACUAAUGUAGCUUUCUCAUACUUGCUAGACUUGAUAAAAGAGGCUUUUUCAUUUGCUCAGAUUUUCGAGUCUUUCCACAAAACAAGAAAGGUGAUAAGAGAUUUGGGUCUCAAUUAUGAAAAAAUUCAUGCAUGCGCUAAUGAUUGCAUGUUGUUCUGGAAUGACAAUGCAAAUCUCGAUAAUUGCAUUAUGUGUGGGUCUUCUAGAUUGAAGAAUAUUCAUGAUGAAUUGACUAAUAAGACCACUAAAGUUCCGACAAAGGUCUUAAGGUGUUUUCCUUUAAAGCCUAGGCUUCAGAGGAUAUUCAUAUGUUCUGAAACAUCUGUAGUUAUGAGAUGGCAUACUACUAAACGACCCAAAGAUGGAAAUUUAAGACAUCCUGCUGAUGGGGAAGCUUGGCAACAUUUUGAUUCCAUGUAUCUUGACUUCGUAAAAGAUAUUCGUAAUGUUAGAUUAGGUCUUUCAGUCCAUUCAGAACAAUGA
Capsicum annuum is the source of this 933-nucleotide messenger RNA. RefSeq lists its product as uncharacterized. The record is from RefSeq and is a predicted model, not a curated record. NCBI's taxonomy places the organism in Eukaryota, Viridiplantae, Streptophyta, Magnoliopsida, Solanales, Solanaceae. The transcript is spliced from 2 exons. The coding region runs from base 1 to 933 and encodes 310 amino acids.